AUGCUAUAUCAGAAAUCACAACCAGAUCGUGAUUUGAAUUUUUUGAAUAACAUUAACAUUGAUAUUUAUAACAAAAUAAUAGAAAUAUAUAAAGAUACCAUAUAUAAUGUCAGAGAAUAUAAGACAAAUAGCAUAUCCUAUGGGUAUGAAGUCGAAGGUGAAUAUGAUGAUAUGCAAUACAAUGAAGAAAUGGAUGAGAUCAAAGUACAAGACUUAUCAAAAAUCAAUAGUAUCUUCAAUAAAGCAGGGUGUGGCAUAACAAAUGAUGAAGUUCAUCUUAUUGGGAUAACUAUAGACCAAAUGUCACAACUAGGGAAAUUUAAAAAUAUUAGAUAUUGGGGUAAAAUAAUAGGUUUAAAAUGUAGCUAUUACAUUUUGGAGUGUGAUUGGAAAAAUAAAGAAUUAGAAUAUAAAAUAACGCUCUUAAAUGAAAUAUUUAAUUCCAACAAUAAAAAACAAGUAUCACAUGAUUAUGAAAAUGAUAACGAAAAUCAAGAAGAUGUAGAAUUAGAAAAAUAUAUUUUAUCUGAAGAAGAAAAUGGAUAUUUUUCCAGAACAACAUUAUCAGGUCUAAUUAGCAAAGGUAUAAACGACGAAUUGGAGGGUUUCGAUUCUAUAAAAUCGGUAGAGUGUUCUUUUCCAGCCACAGAACUCGGUAGUGAUGAUUAUUUAUCACAUGAAAUAUUUGGUUUCGGAGCUAAUAAAAAGUCGUACUUUGUAACGAAUCAAUUAAACGAUUCAUGGAUUGAGUUGCCACUUCUCAAGCCUCAUCAUAUUAUUCAAUCACGAGAUAUCAAACGAUACUUUACAGGAGAUUUGGAGUCGCCUGUUGAAUCUUAUCCAUUGUUUCAAGGUUUGGAAAAACAUUAUCUCAGAGCUCAAAUUGCAAGGAUAACAGCUGCGACUCAAAUAUCACCACGUGAUUAUUUUGUACUCGACUACAAUUCAAAUUCAUAUAAAUGGAGAAAAUUAAACUCUUUUCAAUCGAAAGUGAUGUCACAGAAAUGGAUCCACGAGUAUGCAGUGAACGUGGAUUACAAUCCACUAUCGGUAUAUGAUUUAUUGGAACCGAGCAAUUGGGUACAUCACACUCCCUUGAUAUCGGAAAAAGGAGUGACCCAGGCAUGGACCAAUAUUAUAGAGUCCGGAGAAGACUUACAACAAAACUCCGAGGGCAUUGAUUAUGGUUGCAAGCUUAGGACGAACUUAGAAAUCGGCAAAGGAGACGGUGACCAACUGGAUAUAUUUAGAAACCUGUCAAAUGACGCUUAUAUGGGUGAAAUGCCACCAUGGAAAUUCGAAUUGACCAAUCGGUUUGACCACACGAAUACGUACGCGACCAUCCGGUCCAAUCUUUGGCCCGGGGCACACGCAGUUGCGCGUGAAAACCUUUUGGAUUACACGUAUCACGGUUGGGGCCACAAAUGGGGCGCCUUUAGUUUCACGGUCCAGCCGUUAAGUGGAUAUCAGCUGUCCAAUUCCUAUCAAGACGAUAUCGGCAUGACCAUCGAGAUGGGAGACCCGACUCGCGAAGAAGAAUUGAAGUAUUUAGCAAUAGUCCAAAAGAGGAAGGAAAAACGAGCUCGUAGGAAAGUCAACGCCCUGCGACCGUUUUCUGCAGCAGACGAGGACGAGGAAAGAAUCCUCAAUAAACACGACUACGAAUGA
This is a messenger RNA of Macrosiphum euphorbiae (potato aphid), 1668 nucleotides long. The record is from the annotation of a GenBank genome assembly. Lineage: Eukaryota; Metazoa; Arthropoda; Insecta; Hemiptera; Aphididae.